AUGAUUGAAAAUUUAGAUUUGAGUGAUAUACCUGCUGAGCAUGAAUUGAGUAAUUUAUCAAAAUAAUCUUCUCUAAGGUAGCUCCAUGAUCAGACAUAAAAUAUAAAUGGGACUUUAAAUAGUUAACAAUUUGCAUAACAAUAGCAAUUGAUUCCUAUAAUGAAUUAGUCAGCAUCCAAAAAGCUAUCACCAAAUAAUUAUAACAAUACUUCUUAGGGAUAAAUAGUAAGCCCAUAUAUAAUGCAAAGUCCAUCAAAUUAAAACUCAAAUGCUCCCUUACCUCCAAAUUUUAAAAGAGAAAAUGCAAAUAAUACUCAUGUAUUGAAACGUAGUAGAUAGCCUAUUUUUUCUGCUCCUUAUUAAUCAAAUUCUUUAUCUAGAAAUUAAAGUCCAUCCUAGCAUGUUUACGUCCAGCAUAACACAAGUAGUGGAAGCUUAAGUGGCACAAAAAAUAAUCCUAUUUUUCCAAGUGGAAACUAAAAUUCAAGUUUAAAUUAAAUAAAAACCGAUAGUUUUCAUACAUGUGCUGAAUAAUCUAAUAACUUUUCAUAAUACUAACAUCAAAAUAGUCUUUUGUUUAGAAAAAUUAAUGAGUAAAACUAGCCAGCACCUUUGCAAUCACCUUAUUUAAAUUUAGACAAAUAGGAUUCUGAAAGUUUCUUAAGCGUGAAUAGCAAUUAAAAUAUCAACAUACCAAAUCAAAAUCAAACUUAAAACACAAAUUUACAUUAAAUUACUCGUCGUAUUUUUUCUAGCACCACACCUAGCUAGCCAUUAUAAAAAUUAUCUCCCAAAAAGAAUCAACAAUUCGAGUCUCCCGAUAUUCAAAGUAUAGAGAGCAAAUAAUUAGGACAAGAUACGGGAGUCUAAAUGCAUGAUCUCAGAUCAGAAAUGAUGAAAUAUGCUGAGUGCUUUUUUGAAAGUCUGAAGAGAGAUGUUUAAGAUAACUCUAUUAAGAUUUAAGAAGUAGAAUAAACAGUUUUAGACCAUCAAACAGACUUAAGAAAUAAAUAUUUAGAUGAAAAUAGAGUAAAGGCUAAACCCACUAAGGUUGAUAAUGCUUUGAUUUAAAAUUAUGUAGAAUAAGUCGUCAGCUAAAUUUUGAAAAGAUUCGAAUUAAAUAACAAAGAUCUUUAAGAAUAAAUAUAAAGUAUUAAAAAAGAUGUAAAAGUAAAACUGGAUUAAUCAUUUUCGGAGGCUCUGAGAGGCAGAGCAGCCAAUACAAUGAUAGAAAAUAAAUUAGAUAUUUUGAAAUCUGAUCUAGAAGUUAAUUAGAGAUAAAAAAUAGAAGUACUCACUGCUAGAUGCUUGUAGUUAGAAAGUAAUUAUUAAAAUUCAUAAUUAUUCGAAGAUUUAAAUGAAUUCGCAAGAAACAGAGCUAAUAUCUAUGAAAAUAAACUUUUAAAUUUAGAAAAUCUUUUAAACUAGUUUAAAAAAUCAAUAAAUGAAAAAAUAAAUAUUGGAGAUAUAAAAGGACAAUUUAAGGAAAUUGUAGACUAAAAAGCAUAAUAGAUUCAGGACUAAAUAGACGAAUUGAAGCUCUUACCACAAUUUUCUAAUAAUACCAUAUAAUUCAAAAAUGAUUCUGAUCUCAAACUAAAGCAGUUGGAGAGAAAUUUAAAUGAAAAGCUUUAUUCUUUAGACGCAGAAUAAAAGUUGUUGAUAAAUACUAAGCCAGAUUUUGAAAGAUAAAACAAACUAGAUGAAAAAAUAAUGCGAUUCAAUUAGGAUAUGAAAGUCCUUUAAAAUUGGUACAUGAAGUUAAAUUAAGACUUCUCAAAAAUAAGAGUAAAUAAUGAGUCUAAUGAGAAACUGCUAAAGUAGUUUGAAGAGAUUAAUGAAAGAAUUAAUGUUCUAAAUAAUUAAUAAAAUCGAAUUUUGAACUCUGAAUUCAAAUAUGAAUCUAAUGAGCUUGAAGGCAUCUAUAAUUCAUUAUAAAAAUUGGCAAAAAAUCUUCAUCAAAUAGAUGAAUACAAAAAAUAAAAAUUUGAUUUACUUGAGAAAAAACUCAACUCUUCUAAGGAAGAAAUGGACAAAAAAAUAUAAAAUUUAAUUUAAUAAAUUAACCUCAAUAAGCAGCCUUUAUCUACUUUAUCUAGCCUUCCUGGAAUCAAAAUAAAAAUAAAGUAACCUGAUUCGUCUCAAAAAUAAAAAUCUCUUCCUUCAACUGAUAGUAAUUUGACUAUAUACUAAACUAAUAACUCUACUUAAAAAUCAGUUAGCAAUACAAUUUAUACUUAAGGGUUGAUAGAAAAUGCAUAAUUCAGCUCAGAAAAUUACUCAAAAUAAAAUAGUGUUGUAAGUUCUGCUAACAACUCUUAUGUUUACAACUAAAAAUAAUAACCUUUUGUUCAUCCACCUUCACGUGCUCCUCUUCAAAUAACUUAAAUGUCUUCUACAGAGACAGGUCCAUUAUUUGAAAAAACAAAGAAUGCGAUAUUAAAUAGUUAAAAAGAUGGUAUAUCUGAUGAGUAAAUUUUAAUAAACUCAAACAAGCAUUUGAGUACAAAAUUCUCAUAAAAUAUUUCUAAGCAGAUUACUUCUCCAGAUUCUUCUUCUUAAAAGUAAAAUAGCGAGUUAAGGCCUACUCAUAACAAAUUCUCUGAAUAAUUUAAUGAUGAUGAUGAAGAUUUUGAAGAGUUUGAACCCUAAAAGGUUUAGAAAAUUUUCCUAAAUGCUGAGAGUUCUGAAGGGGAGGAAGAAGAUAUUUAAAAAAUGAAAAACAGCACUCUUAAAAAGUAAAAUACAGAUUAAUAAAAAUAAUUAUAAUAAAAAUACAAUGAUCAGGGACUUUAAUAAUAAGGAGCAAAUAAUAAAAUAAGCUAAUAUUCUCUUGAAAAAAAUAGAUUUUAAACAUAUUCAAUUCCAUUUGAUGGUAAUGAAAUUGUAAGUGAAAAUAUUAAUAAUCCACUAGAGAACAAAUUAAAACAAUCAAGAAGCGAUGAGCUUGAUUACAACAUUGGAUAGAAGACUCUUUAAGAUUAACUUAACAAAAUCUCUAAUAAGUAAUUAUUCAUGAAUCAAGAUAAUUAAUUUAUUUAAAAGUCUGGGGUAAGCAAUGACAGCGAUCCUAUAAACUUUGAUUUCGUUGAUGGAUGUCAAAAAAGUAGCAUUUCAUCAAGAUCAUCAAAUGCAACUACUCCUUUUAACAGAAUUCCAUAACAUUAAAAUUAGUAAUAAGAUUAGAAUAAUAAUGGAUAUAAUAUUUAGAAUAGUAAUCUCUUGACUGUUCCUCAAAAUAUUCAGAGAUCAAGAUAAAGCUCUACAGGAAGCAAUUAUAAUAUAAAUAAUAAAAUCGAAAAUCCUUAUUUGGAUUAUAAUAGUUUUUAACAAAUUAAUCAGUAGUUGAAAUAAUAAGAGUUAUUUAUAAAAUAACACAAAGAAUCAACUCUUCCUAAUUUAAUGGAAGGAAACUCAAACUACUAAAGUCUAUCUAAAAUUGGCUAAUCGUCUCAAUAAACUCCAUAAUUUAAUCAAUAACUAGGAUUUAAUAGCUAAAAGUAGUAAGAAUAAAAAAAUAAAAGCGAUUCCUCAUUUGCAACACCUGCUGGCAGUCUGAACAACAGUUAUGAAAUUGAUUAAGAUAAAAAUUAACAAUAAAAUGUGCCAUAAUAGAUUUAGUAAAGUAAUCAUAAUAAGUUAUAAAAAAGCUAGAUUUUUAAGUCGUAAAAUCAUGAUUUAAAAAACUUAAAGAAUUCAUAAAAUAUAAAAACUCCAGAUUAAUCAUAAAAUUUAGAAGAUUUGCUUGAUUAAUUUGAAGACUUUAACGAACACAAUAUUGAUGCCAUGAGUAGCAGCGGCGAAUUUUAUGAGAAUGAUGAUGAAGGAGAUGAAGAAAUGUAUUCUUAAUAGAACUCUACACCGAAUAGCAAAUUCAAGUAAACACAAGGCCUUUCAACUUUAAAAAACAUCUAGCUGAACCAAAUUAAUGAAGAAGAUAAUGAAGAGGAAUGCAGUAAUCUAGGAUUUUCUUAUGCAAAUUAAAACAAAAUCAGUAUAAAUUCAUAAAAAAAUAACAUAAGAGAGUCUGAUUAACUAUCAUCAAGUAAGUUGAAGAACUCAACUAACUUAUAAGAAUGCAUCGAUGUGCUUAACUCAGUUAAAAUGCAAAAUAACAUAUAUAAAAUUAUAGACUAAAUAACAAGAUUAUUAGAAUUGAAAAAUGAAAAGAAACUUAGAUGCUAUAGAGAUGAAGUUGGUUACUUAAAAGAUGCAAAUGGUUUUUAUAUAUUCGAUACUGAAGGAAGGAUGAUUAAAACCGACAAAGAUACUAUUAAUUUCAUAAAAACUGAUAAACUUUAUAAAUUAAAUAACUUUGAUUAAAUUAAAAAUAAAAUGGAAGAAAGAGAAUAAUAAAUGUAUCUUGAUAUAUCUCAAAAAAUAGUAGCUUAGAUUAAAAAUAAAAAGAUUUUUAACACAGACAAUAUAUUAGAGAUAUUUUAUUUACUAAAGAAUUCAAAAUAUCUUUUUAGACAGUAUGAUUAUAUAGAAGAUAACCAAACUUAUAUAACUUUUUAAGCUACUUGUGAAGAGGAAUCAACUUUAUUUGCUCUUCAGAUUUUUAAAUAUUUAAAAUAAGAUGAAAAUUUUGCUGAAAAAAGUAAUCCAGAAAUAAAUUACGAGAGGAAAAAAUUAAUUAAAGAAGAAAUAAAAGAUAAAAACUACUGGAUUAAUGUUUAUCAUCUCAACUAAUUUAUAGAUACAAAAAUUUACUAUGAAGAAGAUCUAAAUGAUUUAGACGAAGCUAAGUUUAGUGCAAUAAAAUCUAUAAAUCUUGAACAAAAUAAAAAUAAGUAAGAGGAUAAAAAGAUAGUCAAUCAAUUAAAAUAAUAUUUUACAAACAUUUAAAGUAUUCGAGUUGGUUAUAAAUAUGACGAUAUUCCUGUUAACGAAAUCGCCAAUCUUACUUAGAGGAUUAUUGCCUAUAAUAAACUAUAAUCUCUAACCAUAAGUUUUUGGAGAUGUAAUAUUUAGGAGUAAGCUAUUUAAUAAUUAUUAAUUGAUAUUAAAGACUUGAAAAUGCUCUCAACAUUGUAGUUAAACUUUAUAGAAACUUAAAUUGAUAACUCUGGUUGCUUAGAUAUAGCAAAUAACAUUAAAAAAUUAAAGAAUUUAAAGUGCAUUUCACUUUUCGUUUGGGAUAGGAGUAUUUAAUAGAUUAAUAAAGCUUUUACUAAGAAAAGUAUUUUGAAAAUUAAAUAUUUAGUCAAAUGUUUUAUAUUUUUUAAAUGA
Messenger RNA from Tetrahymena thermophila SB210, 5232 nucleotides. RefSeq lists its product as hypothetical. The transcript is spliced from 14 exons. Lineage: Eukaryota; Ciliophora; Oligohymenophorea; Hymenostomatida; Tetrahymenidae. The record is from RefSeq and is a predicted model, not a curated record.